ACAUGUGACAAAUGUUGUCUGCCAUUAGUUUCAUGUUACACAUAAGUAUUUCAAACUGCAACAUUGUGUUUAGCACUACAGAGUAUUGCGCCCAGAGGCCAGACGGAAUAACAUCGGAUCGUAACAAAAUAAUUGAUAAACACGUCAGACGUCGCAUCACUUAUCAUUAGUCGUAGUCAUGAUUUGAAAAUAAGCGGUGAAAACUGAAAACCGUGAUUUGAUAUUGAUUUUUUUCUCUUUCCUGCAAUUGGUCCAGAUUGCAAUUUGUACUGCGUUGGUUACAUUAUUUGUACACUAGCUCUAAAGUAAUCGGGUGAUCCAGUUAAAACGAAGUGAUUUUUGUACAUUGGUACAACUUCUAAUUCCCUGCUUAUUGAAAUGUCUUCUGAUCCACACAGAUUGUUGCCCUGUCCAUUUAAUAUGGCGCAUCAAAUUGAGUCAUAUAGAAUGCAUGUACACUUACAAAAAUGUAAAAAGCAAUAUCCUAAUGUUAUAAAAUUAGUAUGUCCAUUUGAUUCUACACACAUAGUGAAUAGUCCGGAAAUAGAUCACCAUGUUAACUCAUGUAUGCAUCGUGGAAUGCUAGACAACCAGUUAUAUAAUUUUGAUGAUAAUUCACGGGUCCCAGUCACAAUUGUUGGCACAACAAAUAUACAAUGUGAAGAGUCCUGGGAUGAUGAGGUAGCCUCAUCAUACCAACCUGGAGUUUCCAAGGCAUCACAUAUAAUUACAAAAGUCAUAGGAGCCACACCAUCAGAACGAAGAAAGGCUCGUAUGGAAAAGAUAAAGAUGUAUAAACCACCACCAACAAACAAUUAAAUAGUGUUGUGCCUAUCUAGCUGUUAAAUAGAUAUAAAUGUAAUAUUUCAUUAUGUGCUAAAUUAGGAUGCACUGGUAUCAACAUAUUAUUUCUCCAUUUCUAACAUUAAAAACAAAAGGUAAUGAAUAAAUAUUAUUUUAAAUAUACAUUCUGCCUUAUUUAUAAAAAAAUGUCUAAUCAGUAUCAAUCCAUCAAAUUAUAUUUAUGUUGUGAUAAGAACUUUAAUUUAAAUGGUGUAAUUAGACUAGUUUUUAUAAAUAAGGAAGUAAAUCUCUAUCUUUUCUUUAUGUAUAACAAUAACAUUAAUAUUACAUUUAUUUUAUAGACAUAUAAUUAAGAUUGUUGAUUAUUGCUUCAAGAUUAUGAACUAUUAAAAAGAUUCAUAUAUAGAUCCAAGAUUCAGAUAUGUGGUUUAUAUACCUUUUUCCAAAAUUGAACCAAAAGAUUCCCAAGAAAGCAGGAAUAAUUUAAACUUUAUUCUGAAACAAAUUUGUUUUUCAUAGUACUAUAUUUUUUGACAAGAUUAAUGUUAUAUCUGAUCAUGUAGGACCAAAUGUCUUAAUAAAUACAGAUUUUUUUUGUAACUUGAGUAUGGCAUAUUGAUGUAUUAUGUUAAGCAAAGUUGAUGUUGGUUAUUUCUUAUAAAUGUUGUAUCAUUCUAAUAUUGUGUAAUCCCUAUGUGGUAUAAGUAAGGAUUCAACAGUAUAAAACCAUCAUAAAUGGUAAAUUUAUUACAUAUAAGUGUUUCUCAAUGUCUAUAUUGGCGACAAAAAAUAUGCCACUCAUAAUAUAAUUAUAUUAGACAUUUAACCCCUUACUGCAUGAUUUUGUAUGUUGCGUUGAUAAAUGAAAUAUCUGCAUGUUGUGCAUAAUAGAAAAUAAUCGGACACAUUUUUUCAUAAAAUGAGUUACAAUGUGUGAAAUAGAAGGAAACAAUUUUGCUUGUCAUUCCACAUGUGAUCUUCCCUUACACCCUGGAACCUUACAACACUGUCUGGUUGUCCAAAUAAGGAGAUGGUCCAUCUGGUCUAAAUGUACAUCCUUAGAUGGCAUUAUUGCUAUUGAACCACUUGCUUUCUUUUCUCUAAUCACAUUUUCGAGGGGCGUCCAUCCUUUAUAGUGGCACUAGGUUUAUUGGCUAAACACAAAGCUUCUGCUACAGCUACCUAGAAGUCAGCUAGGAACAGCAAUUCCUGAUCCGAAAAUGUGCGUCGAUAUAAUAGCCAGGCAUUUACUGUGAUCAUAUAUAUCUAUCAUGUGAAAGAAUAUUCUAUGGUAAAUUUUGUACUGUUAUAGGCUAGUAGCUUGUCUAAAAGAUGAGAAUAUGUUGAUUAUAUGUUGUUACAGCUUUCAGACAUGGAAUGGAAUAAUGGUAAGGACGUGUA
Pieris brassicae (large cabbage white) is the source of this 2205-nucleotide messenger RNA. RefSeq names its product gametocyte-specific factor 1-like (gene Gtsf1). Bases 379 to 819 code for a protein of 146 amino acids. Lineage: Eukaryota; Metazoa; Arthropoda; Insecta; Lepidoptera; Pieridae. The transcript has 4 exons. The record is from RefSeq and is a predicted model, not a curated record.